This is a messenger RNA of Musca vetustissima, 1404 nucleotides long. It is a transcript of the gene shep, whose product is annotated as protein alan shepard. NCBI's taxonomy places the organism in Eukaryota, Metazoa, Arthropoda, Insecta, Diptera, Muscidae. The transcript has 8 exons. Bases 131 to 1279 code for a protein of 382 amino acids. The record is from RefSeq and is a predicted model, not a curated record. Gene Ontology annotation, molecular function: mRNA 3'-UTR binding; poly(U) RNA binding; poly(A) binding. Gene Ontology annotation, cellular component: nucleus; cytosol; ribonucleoprotein complex.
UCAGUACGGUCAGCGUGUACCCACAGCAACUUCACCAAGUAAUACAAAUUCAAGCAGCUCAUCAAAUACCGGAUCCCAGAGCGGAACAUUAAGUACUAGUCUAAGCAAUACCAAUACAAAUACAACAACAAUGGGUCCUAACAAUGGUACAACACAGAAUCAUCAAGGCGAACAAUUGUCGAAAACAAAUUUAUAUAUACGGGGUUUACAGCAAGGCACAACCGAUAAAGAUUUAGUUACUAUGUGUGCACAAUAUGGAACGAUUAUAUCCACAAAGGCUAUUUUAGAUAAAACAACAAAUAAAUGUAAAGGUUAUGGUUUUGUGGACUUUGAGUGUCCAGCCUACGCUGAAGGAGCCGUCAAAGGAUUACAGGCAAAGGGCGUUCAAGCUCAAAUGGCCAAAGUGGGUGUUUGGGUACUACAUAGGCCGGCCAUUCAACAAGAACAGGAUCCCACAAAUUUGUACAUUGCAAAUUUACCACCCAGCUUCAAAGAGACCGAUCUGGAGGGUAUGCUUUCGAAAUAUGGUCAGGUGGUGUCAACAAGAAUUUUACGUGAUGCUCAACUAAACUCAAAGGGUGUUGGCUUUGCCCGCAUGGAAAGCCGUGAAAAAUGUGAACAAAUCAUUGCCAUAUUUAAUGGUACAACUAUUCCCGGUGCCAAAGAUCCACUUCUAGUUAAAUUUGCCGAUGGCGGUCCCAAAAAGAAGAAUCUCUUCAAAGCACCCGAUCAGAGUGGACGAACGUGGCGUGAUGUCUCCACUGAGGGUAUCCCCGUGGCCUAUGAUCCAAAUGCUAUGCAACAGAAUGGUGUCAGUGUAAAUAUGGGUACACCAAUUGGUGUGCCAUAUUCACGUUUUGGUGCACCCCAGGUGGGUGGUUAUCCAAUGGCUGGUUCACAAUGGAUACCCAGUUAUAUGAUGACACAACCGAUCACUCAGGUAGAUGAUCAGUAUAUGCAAAUGGCCGCUGCUCCACAAUUAGGCGUUGCUUCCUAUAAACCAGAUGCUGUCAAUCAAGUGCAACCACGUGGCAUAUCGAUGAUGGUUAGCGGCGACACAGGCGUUCCAUAUGGCACAAUGAUGCCCCAAUUGGCCACAUUGCAAAUUGGCAAUUCGAAUUUCUCUCCAUCAUUACAGUAUAUUAGUCCAAGUUAUCCAUAUUAUGCACAACCUACAAUUAUACCAACAAUGCAAAUGACAGAUUCUGAACAGGCUAGCACAGCUGCAUCACCCGAUGAGGCAUAUACGCAGUAUCCACAUCCAGCCGCUCCCAAAUAGGUUUUCGCGAGAUGUAAUAUUCUAAUACCGCAUGUGGCACUUUGAAGGGGCUGAUUUUGACUGGAUUUUACAACAACAACAACAACUGUGGCUGAAAGUAUUUAGACAAACAACAACAACAAAAA